Molecule: messenger RNA, 1131 nt
Organism: Botrytis porri
Lineage: Eukaryota; Fungi; Ascomycota; Leotiomycetes; Helotiales; Sclerotiniaceae
Exons: 1
Coding region: 1-1131 (376 amino acids)
Source: RefSeq, a predicted model, not a curated record
AUGACACGAUGGGAUGCUCGAGGAACAUUCUCCAUCGACCCUAAAGCCACACCUUCAUUCACUUGCGUGGGCAUAGCUACAUCCAUGAAUCGCAAAUGUCAGAAUCCUAUUGGUAAACCAAGACGCAUCACAGCAGUUGAAAUACUGGAUGAGGUUUCAGCACUACCUAUUUCCGGACAAGACUAUAAUGAAAGAGGGCUAAAAGCAAAAAUGAAAGAGCUCCUUGGUGAAGUACUUUGUGGGAAACACAGAGAUGGAGGAGGAUACUCUCAGGCCGAAAAAUUAGGAAAAGAGUGGUGGGGCAAAGUGCAAAUGGCGCAAGCAGCGAUGCGAAAUGAUGGAGGGCGACGGCCGGCGCAGAUGAUACAGCGGAGGAGGGAACAUAGGCCUGUUGCGGACGCAGAGCCAAUUGCUGCUGAACGGGCUCUCCAGCGUCUCGAAUUCAAUCCAAUAAUAAUGGCGGCUCAAAUCCAGGUUCUGGAGAACCGUCUUGCGCGCGAUGAGGCAGAGAGAGCGGAAUUGAUGACGCGGAUAGAGGAAAGGUGGAGACUAUAUGAGAGGAUACAAGAAGAACAGAGGCGAGCAAGAGAGAGGCGAGAGGAAGCAAUGCUGCGAAGAGAAGAGGAGGAGAGACGACGAGAAGCCGAGAGAAUUCAAAGGGAGAGACAGCGGGAAGCGAAUAGGAUACGCGAUGAAAGAGAAGAAAUGGUGAGGAUGGAUAGAGAAUUUGCAUUAAGACUGCAAAGAGAAGAGGAGGAAGAAGCCGAACUGAGAAGAGAAGAAGAAGCAGAAGCAGAAGCAGAAGCACAACAACAACGAGCAGCACGAAGGGCAGCACGGAGGGUCGAGAAUAGGCGACAAGUGCAAGUGCUAGAUCUUAUUGUGUUGCCGCAACUAUUCCAGCCUCAUCCUGUUCAACGCGAAGUUCAACGAAAACCCCUUGGCGAUUGUUAUUCCUGCCUCGAACCCAUCCGCAGACAUAAAGACGCGGAUUGGUGUCGAGCGCAAUGCGGGCAAAAUAUCUGUAACAGAUGUCUCCAGGAGUGGAUGAAAAAUCAGGUGGGGAGAGAACUUACAUGUGGUGUUUGGUUUGCUGUUCCUUUCUUUUCUUCCUCGACUUUGGUGAGAUGA